Molecule: messenger RNA, 1880 nt
Organism: Parus major (Great Tit)
Lineage: Eukaryota; Metazoa; Chordata; Aves; Passeriformes; Paridae
Gene: HAPLN3
Product: hyaluronan and proteoglycan link protein 3
Exons: 5
Coding region: 135-1217 (360 amino acids)
Biological process (GO): cell adhesion
Molecular function (GO): hyaluronic acid binding
Source: RefSeq, a predicted model, not a curated record
GGCCCUGGAGCUGCUUCCUCUCAGCCCUGCAAGAGCCCUAAACACAGUGCAUCUGCCUGCAGCCUGCCUGCACGCCUGCCUGCAGCCUGUCCCCAACCAGCCCCAGGCUCAGGGUUCGGCCUUACUUCCCAGCCAUGCUGCUGCUCCCACUCCUCCUGAAGGCCACCCUGCUGCGCCUGGCCAGUGGCUCCUACCACCCCUUCUACAACGGCUUCUACUACAAUCACAUCAUGAAUGACAAUGGCCACGAGGAGGACAAAGUGGAUUACUUCAACGGAGCUAGACUUGUGGUGGAAACCUCCAAAGACCCUGUGUACAGCUACAAUGGUGCCAAUGUCACCCUGCCUUGCCACUACCACUACGAGCCUGACCUGGGACCUAAGCGCAAAAUCCGCAUCAAGUGGUCCAAGCUGCGGGACGACUACACCAAAGAGCAGGAUGUGAUGGUGGCCAUUGGCAAGACCUACAUGGCCUUUGGGGACUUCAAGGGCCGUGCUCACAUCCAUCAGGCCAGCCAGCACGAGGCCUCGCUGGUCAUCAGCGAUGUGCGCUUGAAGGACGAUGGCAAAUACCGCUGUGAAGUGAUCGAUGGGCUGGAGGACGAGAGUGAUGUUGUGGACCUCCGGCUGCAAGGAAUCGUGUUCCCCUACCAGCCUCCCCGCGGGCAGUACAGGCUCAACUUCCACGAAGCCGAGCAAGUGUGCCAGGACCAAGGUGCCAUCCUCGCCAACUUUAACCAGCUCUUCCAGGCGUGGAGCGAGGGGCUGGACUGGUGCAACGCAGGCUGGCUCGCCGAUGGCACGGUGCAGUACCCCAUCCGCCUGCCCCGCAAACCCUGCGGGGGAGUGCACCUCGCCCCGGGCAUCCGCAGCUACGGCCCGCGCCACCGGCACCUCCACCGCUUCGAUGCCUUCUGCUUCUCCUCCGCCCUCAAAGGAGAGGUUUUCUACCUGGACCGCCCGGCUGGGAUGACGCUGGAGGAGGCCAAGCAGAGCUGCCAGGAUGCAGGGGCCGAAAUCGCCCGGGUGGGGCAGCUGUACUCCGCCUGGAAGUUCCUGGGGCUGGACCGAUGCAAUGCGGGCUGGCUGGCAGAUGGCAGUGUCCGCUACCCCAUUGUCACGCCCCGGGCCAAUUGUGGCCCCGCCGAGCCCGGUGUCCGCAGCUUCGGCUUCCCCAGCAAGGGCAGGUUUGGAGUCUUCUGCUACAGAGAGAGAUAAAGAGCCGGGAGGGAUCCUUCUUGGACGAAGGAUGUUUCCAGCCUGCCAGUGCCCAGUGUUGGGCAUUUCCAAGGGCUGUUUUGGGGGUGACUGGGGGGAGGUGGGAUGGGGGGAGGUUUCUUUUUGUUUUGUUUUGUUUCGUUUCCUUUCUUUAUAUUUUCCACAUCUUGCUCAGCAGCUGGCACCUGCAGCUGCUUGGGGUGGCUGCCAGCUGGGCAGUGUGGGACAGUCCCUGUUGUGGGAUGUGUGCAAGGAUGACGCCCAUGGGCCACUGCUGCCACCCCACUUGGCCCUGCCACCCCAUGGGGGGUGGCUCCUUCCUGCGGUGGCAGAUUGUCACUGACACCCACCUGCCCAUCCAGGCUGGUCCUGCCUCCGAGUUCAUGAGGCAAGGCCAUGAGGGAGCGAGGCAAGGCUGGAUUUGGCCAGAGCAGAGAGCGGGCAUCUCCACUGCACCCUGGCCCCUCUUCCAGCUCCAUCCAUGUCCUGCUGAAGGAUGCCACUGUGCCUGUCCCUGCCAGAGCACAAGUGCCUUAUCUCCAUGUGCCCCUUGCCUGAACUCCAUUUGAACUCUGGUGCCUUCUUCUUUGAGCGUUGGCUAUGAAAAGAUGUGUUUUUCUGGACAUGUCCUAAUAAAAUGGUGGAGAAAGCCCUGGAGUGACA